AUGAGGAUAGUUGUAGUGAUUCUAGUCCUAGUGGCAGUCUCGUCAGUGUGGGGACAACGUGUAGAGCUCAGGGAAGGAGAUGCUUGCAAGCGCGUGUCCGGUGUGGAAUGGACAUGCCGCAAGUCGUCGGAUUGCCCCAAAGCUGCAGAGCUUAUGAGGAGAGGGAAGGCUCCUGAAGUCUGCAGAACAUCUGGAGGUGUCACCAUCGUCUGUUGCGAGCCCCCCGAAGAGAUUGAGGAUAAACUUGGAAACCAAGAUGAACAACCAGACGGAAUAGAACCAGGAACCAAAUAUCCAAUUGAAGAAGGUUUGAUCUGCAAGCGUGUGGAAGGGAAGCCAUGGGUAUGUACCAAGCUCAGACGUUGCCCUUCUGCGAUGGCUCUAAUAAGCAAAGGCAAGGAACCCGAAUACUGCAGACCCAGUGGCAAGAACAAGGUAGUAUGUUGCGACCAAGGUUUCGGACUGGUGACUGAGCCUUCCUUCCCGUUGCCCGACGAUACCUCGCCGCCUCCUGAACCAGCUACACCUGUACCUAAGCCUUCGCCCGGCUUCAAGAGUAGACAAAUGUGUCAGAGAUAUUCAACUAUUGUCAACGAAGAUCAGUGUACGAGCACAGAACCACAGAUAGUGAACGGGGCCAAAGCUCGUCCUAAGGAGUUCCCACAUAUGGCUCUGCUCGGGUCCGGCAAGAGAACGAAUCCUAACUGCGGGGGAAGCUUGAUAAGCGACCGGUGGAUACUGAGCGCCGCCCACUGUACGACGGGCGAUGCAGACAACGCUGGACCGGUCUGGGCUAGACUCGGGGAUUAUGACUUCUCGUCCACUGACGACGAAGACAGGCUGGACGCAAGGUCCGUCGUAUAUAAUAUCAUAGAACGGGUGAACCACCCUGAGUACGAACCAAGAGACAGGAAAUACUACAACGACAUCGCACUGUAUAAACUGGACAGACCGGUGGAGUUCGACCAGUACAUCAGACCGAUUUGUCUACACACGGGAGGCGAGUACGAAUUGACAAGAAAAAGGCUACUCAUCGCUGGUUGGGGGAAGGAUGAUCACGAUGGAUUUUUAUCUUCUACUCUACUGAAAGGUAACGUGUCAUUCGUCCAUGGAUCUGAAUGUGUCAGAAGAUACAGAGUUGCCAACCGCACCGUGGAUACGAAGACGACUAUUUGCACGAAUAGUUCCAAUGGGACAACCGUAUGUUCGGGAGACUCCGGGGGGCCGCUGCAGUACAGGCUGGACCGAUGUAUGUACAGUCAGGUCGGGGUGACGUCAUUAGGUGCAAAUUUCUGUACUGUCGAUCGCUACCCUGCCAUAUAUACUAGAGUUUCCCACUACAUCGAUUGGAUAGAGAGCGUCGUCUGGCCUUAACACUCAACUUGACACAUGCAAUAGCUUAACAAACGAUCUCAUGGUACAUUUUUUGCUAGACAAAUUUGACUUUUUAUUUUUUACCUACCUAUUUAUAAUUAUUGACUUAAUCUUAUGUAUGACUUUAAUUUUACAGCAAAUACGAAUAAUAGACGUUCAUAAGUAGCUGUUGUGGGAAGUGUCAAAUUAUGAAUCAAAUAGUCAACACUCAUUUUAUCAUGGAACUUUUUAUUUCCUGUCCAGUAUGCGAAUCAAAGCUAGGACGAAGCAAAUUUUCAAUCUCUCUGCACCGUUCAUCCAUUUUUCAAGAGAGAUGUUUUCAUAAUUGGCGUAUGAUUAAAUUACGUGAGUAGUCAGUCUAGAUCGU
Molecule: messenger RNA, 1741 nt
Organism: Macrosteles quadrilineatus (aster leafhopper)
Lineage: Eukaryota; Metazoa; Arthropoda; Insecta; Hemiptera; Cicadellidae
Product: phenoloxidase-activating factor 1-like
Exons: 10
Coding region: 1-1374 (457 amino acids)
Biological process (GO): proteolysis
Molecular function (GO): serine-type endopeptidase activity
Source: RefSeq, a predicted model, not a curated record